AUGACUGCUUUCAAUCCCCUUACUACUAUUCUUACUCAAAACAAACUUGAGGGUCCGAAUUAUGUUGAUUGGAAACGAAACUUGGACAUUGUCCUAAUUGCUGAAGAGUACAAAUUUAUGCUCGAUGAGCAUCAGCAUCAGUCGCUGGAGUCUGCUUAUGACAUUCUGGAAAAUCUCAAAGAAAUGUUUGGAGAUCAGAAUCGUGCGGCUAAGCAAACUGCCAUGAAAGCUCUUCUGAAUACCAAAAUGGUUGAAGGUUCAUCGACUCUGCCUGACAGUUUUCAGCAGUUUCGCCUGAAUUAUAACAUGAACAAAAUGAAUUUGUCACUUGCGAAAUUGUUGUAUGAGCUGCAGCCGGCAGAGACUAUUAUCAAGCAACAAGCUCCUCCUAUGGCAUUGAAUUUUGAGGGAGGUUCUGCUUCUAAGCCUAGAGGUAGUCAGAAGAAGAAAAAGACUUAA
This is a messenger RNA of Nicotiana attenuata, 459 nucleotides long. RefSeq lists its product as uncharacterized. The record is from RefSeq and is a predicted model, not a curated record. The coding region runs from base 1 to 459 and encodes 152 amino acids. The transcript is spliced from 3 exons. Lineage: Eukaryota; Viridiplantae; Streptophyta; Magnoliopsida; Solanales; Solanaceae.